Aspergillus japonicus CBS 114.51 is the source of this 966-nucleotide messenger RNA. RefSeq names its product SUR7/PalI family protein. Gene Ontology annotation, biological process: fungal-type cell wall organization. Gene Ontology annotation, cellular component: cell cortex of cell tip; plasma membrane. The record is from RefSeq and is a predicted model, not a curated record. NCBI's taxonomy places the organism in Eukaryota, Fungi, Ascomycota, Eurotiomycetes, Eurotiales, Aspergillaceae. The transcript is spliced from 3 exons. The coding region runs from base 1 to 966 and encodes 321 amino acids.
AUGUCCAUCGAGACCAAAGCCAUCAAUGCCGGUAGGACACGGUCCAAGGUCGUCUGGCAUCGCAUCAUCCGCUCGCUGUGCUACCUGAUUGCCUGGAUCUUCUUGCUUCUGGUGGUGAUUGGCAAUGUCGCCGACAAACCCGUCAUCCGAGAGACCUAUUUCCUCAAGAUCGACCUGGCCAAUAUCAUCCCACUCUCCGUCCCUAAUGCCGUCCUGAUCAACACCAUUGCCCGGACCAUCGGGCUGCACGACUUCUAUCAAGUCGGCCUCUGGAAUUUCUGCGAGGGCUACCUCGACGAGGGGAUUACGAACUGCUCGAAGCCCAAGACUCUCUACUGGUUCAACCCCGUCGAGAUCAUCCUCAAUGAGCUUCUCUCCGGCGCAACCAUUGCCCUUCCCUCGGACAUCACCUCCGCCCUCAAGAUCGCGCGGAUUGCCUCGCACUGGAUGUUCGGCCUCUUCCUGACGGCCACCGUCCUCACCUUCAUCCUGAUCUUCCUCUCCCCGCUGGCCGUCUCGUCGCGGCCCCCGCAGACCAUCUCCGCCGACCCGACCAUCAACCAGGCCCACCCGCAGCACCGCCGCCGCACCUUCGUCUUCCUGCGCGCCUUCCCCUUCCUCAUCCUCACCUUCGUGACCGCGCUCUUCACCAUCGUCGCCUCCGUGGUCGCGACGGUCAUGUUCAUCAUCUUCCGCAACGUCUUCACCUCCUCCGACUACGACCUCAACAUCGGCGCCUCCCUCGGCACCCGCAUGCUGGCGUUCAUGUGGAUCGCCUCGGGCUUCAACCUUCUCGCCUUCAUCCUGCAGCUGGGGUCCUGCUGCGCCUCGUGCUGCGGUGGGCGCAAGGCGCGGAAGCAGUUGAAGCGCGCGGAUCGCGAGAAGCACCACCCGGAUACGGCCCCGGCGUCGGCCUCUUCAUCGGAGGCGUCAAACGUGGAGAAGCGGGAGGGGCUGAGGAUCUGA